AUGGCAUGGGCAAAACGGCAAACCCCCAAGAGAGCCGGUGAGAGAGGCCACAUGCAGCCGAUGAAGAGGGAGAAACCCCUAGGCGCAGCACCCGAGCGCCCAUCAACACGCACCAUCCAUGAUCCACUACAGCCAUCCGAUGACCCCUCUCAGCAGCCUUACAGGCAUCCAGUGCCCAGCAAGAAGAGCCGCUCCUCGGAGAAACAAGGCCUGACACUGAGCCACAACUCUCCACGACUGUCUGCUGCCGACUCUCCCACGGGCCGUCAUAACGGACAGAGGAAGCAAAAAAGCCACUCCUCGACAAGGCAUCACCGGCAUCUCCAGGACCGACCUGAAGCUCCAACCACCUGGAAGGUAUGCUCCCGAUGGCGCAGACCGCAACAGCAUAACACCAGGGAGGCUGCACAGGGGCCUAUGCUAACAUAUACCGCAGUGAGACACGAAUUUCAUGACCAAGAGGCUGAGGGACAGGAUGCACAUAGACUUCUGCGUCAACCUAUGAUCCUCAUACAAGGCUACACCGCUAUGGGGAACAACAACAUGCCAGCUGCAGGCGUGGGCUAA
Messenger RNA from Pelobates cultripes (western spadefoot toad), 567 nucleotides. Lineage: Eukaryota; Metazoa; Chordata; Amphibia; Anura; Pelobatidae. The record is from the annotation of a GenBank genome assembly.